Molecule: messenger RNA, 2195 nt
Organism: Durusdinium trenchii
Lineage: Eukaryota; Dinophyceae; Suessiales; Symbiodiniaceae
Source: the annotation of a GenBank genome assembly
UGGUUUUAACACAGCUAACAUGAUUCAUGAAGCCAUGACAAGCCGCUUGCAUCCGGCAGAACCUGGGAGAGCUCCUUGCGCAAAGCAUCGCAAGAAGUUGCUCGCCCAUUUGGCAUUGAUUGGAGUCAUCUAUUUGAUUGGAGCUCAAGGAGCUCGAGCCUUUGGGUUUCAAGGCCAAAGGUCAAUUAGAGUAACCGCAGCUUUAUCUGCGCUGGGCCCUGGAAAGUACCGCUCUCUGACAAAAAUCCGCCUUCGCAAGGAGCCAGAUGUGGCGUCUGAGCCAACAGGAGCGAGCAUCAUAGCUGGAGAAGAGUUCGAAGCUUCCGAGGCGAUUCAACCUGAAAGCCCUGAUAGCCCAGGCUACCUCAAAGUGAAGGGAGGAUGGAUUUUUGACCAGGGCAUUGCCGGCAGAUGGCUUGGAAAACCUAUUGUUGAACCGAUUGAGGUGAAGUUGCCUUCAGCGCAGCCACUUCCUGCACAAUCUUCGAAGGUGAAGUUGCCUUCAGCACAGCCACCCCCAGCAAAAAAAGCUUCCAAGGUGAAGCUGCCUUCAGCACAACCACCCCCAGCACAAGCAUCCACGGGAAAGUUGCCUUCAGCACAACCACUUCCUGCAGAACCUUCCAAGGAAAAGUCACCGUCAGCCCAAGCACCGGCCUCAGAACCAUCAACUACUGCACCGACAGGUCCAUCUGAAAAGGUGCCCACACCACCAGAGCCAAAAGCAUCGAAUGCUCCUAGCAAAGAUGCACCUGCGGAGAAGAAGAGCAAAGAGGCAAGCCUUGCCCAAGCCGAGCCGGAGGUCGAAGUAGUCCCAAUCCCAGCAGCAGAAGCAAUUGGAUUCACCAAGGUAGAGACAAUGAGGUUGCCUGAUGAGUUGCUGGGCGCUGGCUUUGAAUUUGUACGCCUUGUUGCAGACAAGACGUUGCAACCAUUGACCUUCAUGCUGGGCAAUGGCUUUCCGUGCAAUGCCUUGACCUCCAGAGGGAGGGCCUUGGUGGACAUUGAGGGCGGUGAGUUCAAGGGAGGCUGGUUGUCACAAGCAGAGGCACAAAACAACGUUGACCUGAAGAAUGUGCAGUUUCUGGAAUCAGGUACCAAGAUUGAAGACAUCACAGACUGUUCGAUCAUGGACUUUCCACAGGCCAUGCUGGCUGAACAACUUGGGAUUGAAGUUCAUGGCAUUCUUGGUCAGCCGUUCUUCAACAAAUACGACGUGGAUGUGGACCGUUAUGGCGCCCGCGCGGACUUGUACAUGCCCGGCGAUGCUGCCUCUCAAGGCUUCUACAGCGGUGUGAAGCACCUUCCUGGCAUCGAAUUGCCUAUGGGCAAUCUCGGAUUGGCAGUAAAGGGCAGACCUGUCAGUGAAGAGGCCACGGACGAGAGUGCAGCAUUUGUCGGCCUUGUAGACAGCAGCGCUGCGCACACAGUGCUGAAUUGGGAAGCAGCGAAGAUGCUGGGAUUCACCGGGCCAAACGACCCACGCUUUGCGACAGCAGCCAAGGUCUUGGCAGCUUCAGCAGAUGGAAGUGCAGAGGAAAUGCCCGUGACCUUGGUUCGCCUGAGCCUGUGCAGUGCUCCUGAAGGAGUAAAGCCGAUGGUGAAUUCUGUGAGCAAAGAAGAAUUUGAAUCUGGAGGUGGCAAAGGAUGGUACUUUGAGGACCUGUCUGGUGGAGAUGAAUGUGUCGAGUUUGGUGCGGUGAAUGUGGCCAUUGGCAACCCGUUGACCCUUUCAGUUCUUGCUGAUUCGACGAUUGGACCUUUCACAGGAGCUGCAGCAAUCAUCGGUCAAGACUUGCUGUUCCAGGUCGACAGACUUGUUCUCAACAUGAAGGACAGCCAAGUUUGGAUUCAACCUGGGGAGAUGAAGGAUGAUGCAGAGAUGUGAAGGAGCAAAAGGCCGUGCUGUUGCCAUACUGCUAUUUUAGCGUCAGAAAAGACACCAAUGACAUAUGAAUUUAUGACAUCCUGUGGAUGACUGAUUUGGGACACAGACCCUCAUAAACAUGAGCGGUAUAUGGACUACUUUUGGCUCAUGAUAAAUAGGAGCGUUGCUACUUUCUGUUCAUGGUAGCGGAGCGCUCGGUGCGACUCCGGUAGAUGUUCACCCUUUGGGACACCCUUCGGACUCGUAUCUGCCAACGAAGGGAUCGCAUUGCAUCGAGGGUACUGAGGUUGUGGCGCCGGUUGAUUAA